Acytostelium subglobosum LB1 is the source of this 939-nucleotide messenger RNA. RefSeq lists its product as hypothetical. Gene Ontology annotation, molecular function: tRNA (guanine(46)-N7)-methyltransferase activity. NCBI's taxonomy places the organism in Eukaryota, Evosea, Eumycetozoa, Acytosteliales, Acytosteliaceae. Gene Ontology annotation, biological process: RNA (guanine-N7)-methylation; tRNA methylation. The coding region runs from base 1 to 939 and encodes 312 amino acids. The transcript has 2 exons. Gene Ontology annotation, cellular component: tRNA methyltransferase complex. The record is from RefSeq and is a predicted model, not a curated record.
AUGGAUACACAACAACAACAACAACCACAACAGACUACUUCGAAGCAACCACCUAGAUUGCAGCAAACAAAGACUGAUAAGAAGAAGAAGCCAAUCAGACCAUAUCAUCGUAUAAAGGCUCAUUCAAACCCUCUCUCAGACUGCGACUUUGAUUAUCCUAUAGCUCCACAGUUCUAUGAUUGGUCAAAGCACUAUCCAAAGAUAAUUGGAGGCACUGAUGAGAAGGCUAUUGCUGCUGGUUCGACAACAGCACAGCGUAGAGUGGAGUUUGCAGAUGUUGGUUGUGGAUAUGGAGGUCUGACUGUCAGCCUCUCGACAGCCUUCCCCGACCGACUCAGUCUGGGAUUGGAGAUUCGCGAUAAAGUUGUACAGUACGUCGAGGAGCGAAUCGAGAAGUUGCGCAGCGAGGAGAAGACGAUGCCUGCCGUGCCCGGCGGAGGCGUGUGUGCCGAGGGACCCUACCAGAACAUCUCGGUGCUCAAGACCAACGCCAUGAAAUACCUGCCCAACCUGUUCUACAAGGGACAGCUGCAGAAGAUCUUCUUCCUCUUCCCCGACCCGCACUUCAAGAAGGCCAACCACCGUCGUCGUAUCAUCAGCCCAACACUGCUGGCCGAGUACGCCUACGUGAUGGCUAUUGGCGGACUGGCCUACUUUAUCAGCGAUGUAGAGGAGCUCUACCUGUGGAUGCUCGGUCACUUUAGAGCACAUCCUCUGUUUGAGGAGCUGAAACUCGAGCCCUCGCAAGACCCUUGCAUCCCAUUGAUACUCAACUCCACCGAGGAGGGACGUAAAGUCAAUCGUAUCGAUGGCAAGAAGUGGUAUGGCGUGUUCAGAAGGAUUGAGGCUGGUCAGAAGAAGCCAGUCGAAGCAUCAUCAUCAGAGCCAUCAGCGACAUCAACAACAUCCACGACAUCAACGACCUCAUCGUCGACUUAA